Saccostrea echinata is the source of this 1567-nucleotide messenger RNA. RefSeq lists its product as uncharacterized. The record is from RefSeq and is a predicted model, not a curated record. The transcript has 12 exons. Gene Ontology annotation, molecular function: protein binding. NCBI's taxonomy places the organism in Eukaryota, Metazoa, Mollusca, Bivalvia, Ostreida, Ostreidae. The coding region runs from base 29 to 1567 and encodes 512 amino acids.
ACAGUUUAAUCAAAAUAAAAACCAGGAAAUGGCCGGGAAUGCUGUAGACGUGUAUGUUAAACUCCCCACGGGGAGAACGACUACCCUAAACCUCCUCCCUGGGAGUAGAAUCAGUGAGAUCAACAAACACGUGGGGAGGGAGGAGGGCGUCCCUGACGACAGGGUCAUCCUAAAGUAUCAGGGGAAAAUCUUGGACGGGAGGAAAACGGUGGGACAGUACGGAGUUAGGGCCGAAACCAUACUCAAGGCUGAGGUCGUUAUCCCACGGACAAUCCAAGUGUACGUCAAACUUCCUGAUGGACGUUCAGUUCCGGUGACCGUGCAGACGACAGAUUUGGUUGCCUCGAUAUCGUCUGCUCUGUCGGAGAGUGAAGAUGUAGACGGGUCGUCAUUUAAAUAUCAGUUGAGCGGGGGCAGGGCCUUAACAGAGGACCAGCCAUUGUUUUCUCAGGGAGUAGGAGAGGAGAGCACGAUAGAAGCCAAGGAGAAACCCAAAGCCUCAAAUUAUGACCCAUUCGUGAAAAAUACCGAAGAAGCAUCAGAGGAAAUAAAAGAUGCAGUUUUAUCAAGUUUCGCCGCUGGAGGGAAAAACGUGGAGGUGGUAUUUUCAUUCGAUACCACAGGAAGUAUGGCAAGCUAUCUGAAUAAGGUUCGAGAAAAUCUGCAAGAGACCUGUCGAAGACUACUGCAAGAUAUCCCAAACAUCCGGGUCGGAUUAAUUGCCCAUGGCGACUACUGUGACCAGAAUACAUACGUCAUCAGACAACUAGAUCUUACUUCAGAUGUCCAGCAACUGGUUGACUUCGCCAAUAACACACCAAGCACAGGGGGAGGCGACACCCCUGAGUGCUAUGAGUGGAUGUUACACAAGGCCAAGUUCUUGGAUUGGUCUGAGGAUUCUGCUAAGGCUUUGGUAGUCAUUGGAGAUGCGCCUCCCCAUCCACCCUCAUACACUGACCAAAACAUAAAUUGGUGGAACGAGGUAGAGCUGCUGAAAGGAAUGGGCGUAAAGAUAUACGGAGUCCUGUGUAAUAGAUCGGAGGGAUCGGAGAAACAUUUUUAUGAAGAGAUUGCAGAGCAAACAGGGGGCUGUUUCCUUCACCUCAAUCACUUCAACCUCAUCACUCAAAUGUUUUUAGCUGUGUGUUAUAGUGAAUCCAGUGAAGAUCAGCUGGAAGCGUUUACAGAUGAACUGGAAAAGGAGGGAAAACUCACGGAGGAUACAAAGGUCUUGAUGAAAGAAAUCGGGGAGAAAAAACCAAAAGAGGACAGUGCCAAGGCCAACAAAGAGAAGAAAUCAUACAGCUACGACUGGUGGGAUAUACAAAUUGAUGCAGACAAAAAGCCACUGUACAAAUACAACGCAAAUGAAGAUCACUGGUCAUCAAACUCAGAAGGCACAACAAGUCGUUCUUCAUAUAGUUACACACCUCCGCCUGAACCCGCGGCUGGUAAAGUGAAGAGCGAGUCUAGUGGCCUGCAGGAGAAACGGAGGAACUUUUAUGUUGUACACGAUUCUAGCAAGACAAUGAAGCCUCAUGUAGACUACGAGUACAAUACAACCUAA